UCUGCACAGCGCUAUCUAUGGUGCGGGAGGACCGAGUAGAUUGACAGGAGGGCUUGUCAUAGGCAGAGGGCUGCGGAGAAGUGCCUGGUAGUCACCCUGUCAGCGCCCGGCGCCCACGAUGCAGAGGAACAUGCUGCUGGCAGUCAGACUUGGUGUGACCUGUCAAAGGUCUGGCUUUCUAAGAUCUCUGAUGACAGCAAGCACCAUGCACUCUAAAGGCCAGCUAGUAGAUAUGAAUGAAGGAUGCAUACCAGUCCAUGUGAAUAAUGUGCGUAAUAAACUGAGGGAAAUAGUUGGAGCCUCUACAAACUGGAGAGAUCAUGUACAAGCCAUGGAGGAAAGGAAGACUCUACAAUCUCUUCUGGCCAAGAAGCAAGAAGAUCUCCCUACUCGUAGGAUGAAGGACAGUUACAUUGAGGUUAUGUUGCCGCUUGGUAGCGAACCACAGCUGAGAGAAAAGUACCUGAAUGUAUACAACAAUGUCCGGUUUGGGAGAAUCCUUGAAGACCUGGACAGCCUUGGAGUUCUCAUCUGUUAUACUCACACAAAGUCAGAGUCACGUAAUAUGUCUCCUCUGUCAAUAGUCACUGCUCUGGUGGACAAGAUAGAUCUUCGUAAGCAGAUUAUUUCUCCUGAUUGUGAUAUCAAGUUUACAGGCCAUGUGUCUUGGGUUGGAAAGACCUCAAUGGAAGUUAAAAUGCACAUGUUACAGCUCCAUAAUGGCAUUUACAGUCCAGUUUUGGAUGCAACAUUUGUUAUGGUGGCCAGAGAUCCAGAGAACAAGAGACCUGCAUUUGUCAAUCCAUUAGUUCCUGAUGGUCCUGAAGAGGAAAGCCUUUUCCACCAAGGAGAAUUGAACAAGGUGAGAAGGGUCGAAUUCAGCACAGCAUCGUUACUAAAAAUGGCUCCAACAGCUGAAGAAAGGAAGAUUGUACAUGACAUGUUUCUAAACACGCUCGAUACAAAGACGGUCAGCUUCAGGAGCCGUGUUUUGCCACCUAAUUCAGUUUGGAUGGAAGAUGCUAAAUUUAAGGGGUUGGAAAUUUGUCACCCUCAGGAAAGGAACAUCUUCAACAGGAUCUUUGGUGGUUUUCUAAUGAGGAAAGCAUAUGAAUUGGCAUGGGCAACUGCAUGCUCUUAUGGGAGUACAAGGCCGUAUGUUGUAGCUGUUGAUGACAUCAUGUUCCAGAGACCAGUGGAGAUUGGGUCAUUGCUAUUCCUUUCCUCUCAGGUGUGUUACACAGAGAACAACUACAUCCAGAUCAGGGUGCACACCGAGGUUUCCGAUCCUAUCACUCAGGAACACCACACAACUAACAUCUUCCACUUUACAUACAUGUCAGAUCAAGAAGUGCCGCAGGUUGUUCCACAGACGUAUGGAGAGUCAAUGUUGUAUUUGGAUGGAAAACGACAUUUUGAUGCAGUGGUGCGAAACAGAAAUGGUCAAAGCAAGAGCUCUUAAACAAUGGGUAUUACAGCUGCUGCCAGUAAGGAAGGAUCAUGAUACUACUUACCAAAGAAAGACGUCUCCUGCAAUGUCUUCCAAUAUGUUUAGUGCAUUUUUAUAUAUUCAUUUUGCUGCUCUUAAAGGGUUUCUGUCACCAGAAUGAACCCUAUUAAACUGGCUGACAUUAGAUGUGCUAAU
This is a messenger RNA of Bufo gargarizans (Asiatic toad), 1645 nucleotides long. It is a transcript of the gene ACOT9, whose product is annotated as acyl-CoA thioesterase 9. Gene Ontology annotation, cellular component: mitochondrion. The record is from RefSeq and is a predicted model, not a curated record. Gene Ontology annotation, biological process: acyl-CoA metabolic process. Bases 119 to 1462 code for a protein of 447 amino acids. Lineage: Eukaryota; Metazoa; Chordata; Amphibia; Anura; Bufonidae. The transcript is spliced from 16 exons. Gene Ontology annotation, molecular function: fatty acyl-CoA hydrolase activity.